Messenger RNA from Pocillopora meandrina, 3015 nucleotides. Lineage: Eukaryota; Metazoa; Cnidaria; Anthozoa; Scleractinia; Pocilloporidae. The record is from the annotation of a GenBank genome assembly.
UUUACAGGAACAGAAACCGAUUUUUUCGCUGGACAUCGUGCUUGUCCCUGCUUGGAAGGACAUUACCGAACUCAUCUCUUCAAAAAGUGUUUUACAUGUGGCCAAAGCGGGCUGCAAUGCCAAGAUGAGUAUGCCUCACUAAAAUAUGGCUUUUGGUGGCAAUGGCGGAACGAGUCCCAUAAACAUCGCUAUGAAUAUUUCAUGAAAAAUCUCGCCCGAGAGUUACCUGCAUUGGAUGAUUUCUCAGUGCAAUAUCCUUAUGCAAUACCAACACCACACAGAUGUCAGGUAGAGGAGUCUUGCAAAGGUGGUUUGGACUCACCAUGCGGAGAAGGGUAUCAAGGUCCACUUUGCGCUGUAUGCAAUCCAGGGUACCACAAACAAUUUCACUCUUGUGAAAAAUGUCCUUCAUGGGCCUGGAUCGCAGGACAGUUAUCUCUCAUUGCUGCUAUUAUAGCGAUAUUGUUGGCCCUUUUAGUAUGGAGAAAGAAAAAUAAUCUUUCAAUGGACCGGGGACUCUCUCGUUUUGACAAUUUGUUGUCAAAGCUUAAGAUCAUGAUUGGUUUUUAUCAAGUCACUCAUGGCUUGCUAGACGUGUUCUCGUUCAUUGAAUGGCCAGGUUCAUUGCAGGUUGUGUCCAAGUAUUCAGGAAUUUUACAGAUGAAUCUGCUUCAGGUAGCACCGAUUCACUGCCUUAAUCACAAUUUACACGUGGAUGCCUUUGGAGAUUUGUUUGUGCUCUUGUCAAUGAACGCCGUUGUUAUUGUUGGUUCGUGUGUGAUCUAUGGUUUUUGGUAUAUAAUGAUCUCAAAAAAACAGGGCCUGGAGGAGGACGAAAGGGCACAAACAAUUUCACAGAGGAAAGUUCUUAUUUACAGAAACGUUUUUUUCUUCCUGUACGUGACAUACCUAAGCACUUGUUCAAGGACAGCCAGUGUUAUGCCGUUCGCCUGCCAGAAACUCUGCAAAGAUAAAAGAGAAGAGUUAUGUGACGAGUACCUGAAAGUAGAUUACAGCAUAAAAUGCCAAGGAGCAAAUUACAAUCAUCUUGUGAUCGUAGCUUAUGUUUCAGCUGCAUACAUCAUUGCUUUACCUGCUCUUUCUCUCGUCGCCCUUUGGAGGCAUCGGCGAACAAUCAUAACCAAGAAGGACCGUGAUAAUUUCUCUGGUCCAGAAGUUGUCAACGGAUUGCGAUUUCUCUUCGAAAAUUACAAACCUCGUUCCUGGUAUUGGGAACUGGUUGAAAUGUCCCGCAAGUUCAUUCUUACAUGCGGCCUCAUUCUCGUGGGUCAAGAAAGCAGAUCCUUCACUGGAUUGGCCUGGGUUGUUGCCGGUAUGUAUGCAGUGCUUUUCUGCUGGAUCAAGCCCAUGCAAGACACUUUUGAGAACAGACUGAUGUCCACUUCCCUUGCCGUUACAAUUGUAAACUUGGCUAUUGGCGCUGUGAGCAGAAUUCCGGCAGAGAACAUUUUAAACAUGGCGGACCAUCAGAAGGACGCUUUGGCAAUGAAAAUACUGAUUAUUGGGGCAAAUACGUUGGUGAUUGGCCUUCUUGCUGGUAAGAUAAAUAUGAGUUUGAUGGGAAAAAAACUUAACUGCAACUUUUAUCUGUUACUUUGUAUUUCUGUAAUUCCAUUUUAUGAAAUAUUAACCACACAAGUGUCAUAUCACUCACAUUAAAGAUAACCUUAUCGUAUCUUGAAUUUAUCUGAACAGUAACUAAACAUUAAACUUAAUGAAACGCUCAAUAGGGAUUUAGUCUCUCUAUAGGAGCUCAAUUGAUUUGGUUAACAACUGAAACUACGUAAUUGGUUAAGGUUUAUCGUUAAACAGGGAAAUUUCAAUUCUUUCAUCCUUCAUUUUCUUCUUAGUUCAGUACCUGGCAUUCUUACAUCAGUUCUUCAAAGAGUGGCGCAAAAAUCCAAAAUGGUCCUUGUCUUGCUGCCUAGCCUUGCUUCUUCCACUUAAUGACCUUCAAGGUGAGAUUCGUGGAAUGGUUGGCAAAAACAUGCUUAAAACACAACUUCAGUCAGGGAUCAUUGGGAAGCCCUCCAUUGCGGCCAGUGCAAAAGAUAGUGGAGCAUUAAGUUUUUCUCCAACCCAUGAAGACAGUGAAAGACAAGAAAGAAGUUCAGUAAAAUCCAGGGUAACCAGAUGCAGCAACACUAAAUGUGACCGUGGGACACAAACAGAAAUAAUCGCACCGGUAUCUACCACUACCGCUGAACAUGCACAGGCAUCAUGGAAAGCGUGCCAGCAGAUAACCAUGUGAGUACAUGGCUAGUAAUUCCUGUUUUCGUUUGUUUGUUUGUUUUUGUGUUUUGGGUGAUGGCGAUGUUGUUUCAGAGAUAUCGUCCACUUUAAUGGUCUAAUAAAUCUCUUGAGAAGCGAAAAGUGUCAUCCUAAUACAAAGUCGUCUCCCUUACUCUUAGAAUUGACCUACAUAUUAUAAUAAUAAGUUAUGCAACUUCUUCCAGACUAUAAGCCGACUGACCUCUUUAUUUUGUUUGUGAAAGAGAUGAACAAGCUAAGAGUGAAAUUUUUUCACACUUGUACAUCUAUAGGAUCUGCCAACCUGUAUUCUUGGUUAGUCGUAGACAUACGAUAUGUUGGUGAUCCUUCAUUUGAAGAAAAAUAUAAUGAUCUCUCUAAUUUGUGAUAUAGAUUUAAUUGUUAUACAUUUUCAAGGAUUGUCUUUCUUUUGGGAGGCGUUGAGAAUGAGCUCCUACGUACGCUGGUCAGUUACUGUGGUAUUUUCUUAGAGUAAAGUAAGAGUAUGUAAAAGAGACACAAGGAUCCAAUCGCUCUGACAAAGGGCUAACGCUCGAAACGUCAGCCUUUAAACUCUUUACACUGGCCAAUUUACGUUUUCAACUCAGUUGAUAACUCUAAAUUACCCUUUGAAAAAUUGCUCCUAUUUUCAGGAGUCGGCUCUCUGACCAUCACAUACCACUUUCUGAAGCAGAGGAAGCCACCUCAAAAGAAGAAAAGAGAGACAGGAAUAAUGAGGAAUGA